Molecule: messenger RNA, 2127 nt
Organism: Adineta steineri
Lineage: Eukaryota; Metazoa; Rotifera; Eurotatoria; Adinetida; Adinetidae
Source: the annotation of a GenBank genome assembly
AUGCCUACAAAAAUUGAAGGUCGUCCAACGCGUCAUGAUUUAAUUGAUGAUAUUGUUGAAGCACCAUCAUCAUCAUCAUUAACUAUACCAAAUUCAAUAUCAUCAUUUAUGAUGGAUGGUGUAAAAACUUUACCAAAUAGAAAUUAUUCAAGUUAUUCAAAUAUUCCAACUUUAUUUAAUAAUAAAUCUAAACUCGAACAAAAUGAUAAUUCAGAAAAAUCAUCAACAUUAGCUGAUGAAUUACGUGAUCGUCUUAAUUUAACAUUACCACGUUCAAAUUCAUCAUCAACAAUGAGAAAUAAUGAUGAACGACGAAAAGAACUUGAUAUGGUUUUAAAACAUUUAUAUGAUGGAAAAUUAUUAACACAAUUAAAUGAUGAUAGAGCAUCAUCAGAUACUUCAGAACAUUCAAUUCCUAUAUUAACUAAAGGACAAACAACAUCAACAUCAACAAUGAUGAAAAUGGAUGAUGAUGAUAAUAAAAUGAACGUUGGAAAUAUGGAUUUACUUGCAUUCGAUUGCGAUGGUACAACCCUUCAACGUGAAUUACAAGAAAAAGAACUUGAUAUAAUGCAUUUAACGAAAGAAAUUCAGGAAUUACAAUUAGAAAAUAAACUACUCAAAGCUAAAGUACCAGUUCAAUAUCAAAAUGGUCAUUCAACUAAUAAUACUGAAACAGAAGCACUUCGUCGUGAAAAAGAUGUUUUACAAAAUGAAUUACGUAUUCAACAAGAAUUAGUUGCUAAAAUGCAAAGUUCCCAACAUCAAAAUGGAAUGGUUACACGUACAAGUAAACUUGAUGAAGUUACAUUACAUCAAAAAGAAGCAUUAGAAAAGAAACUAAAAGCAUAUGAAAAACAAAUGCGUGCAUUAACAAGUGAUAAUGAUAAAUUAAAACAACAUUUUCAUCAAACUGAUCGAACAAUUGCUCAAUUAAAAAAAGAAAAUGAAGAAUUACAAUUAAAAGUCACUGAAGCUAAAAAACGGAAUGAUGAAUUACUUUAUCAAGAAUUUAAUGCACUUCGAAAUGACUUAAAAAUGCUUAAACAACGAAAUGAUGAAUUAUUUGAAGAAAAUCGUCGGUUACAACAUGGACAACAAAGACAACAACAAAAUCUUGCUUGGCGUGCAACACUUCAACAAGCAUAUGGAAAUGAUCCACAACAGCAACAGCAACAACAACAAGGAUCACAUAAUGAUACUAUACAACCUUCACCAUCAUUGAAAGGACCUACUACAGAUUCAAAACGUGAACGGUCAAAAAUUAUCCGAAGUGAUAGUCCAAAUAUGUCCGAAAAUAGUGAUUCAACAAAUUAUCUAACAACAGUUAGUGUUGAUCGUUAUAAUAAUCGACCCCCAUCAGCAAUAAAUCGAUCAAUAAAAUCUGAUACGAAUUAUCAUCAACCUCAUAAUACAUCCAAAUAUGGUUCAUCAACAACAACACAAGAAGAAUUUAAUCGUACUUAUCCAAAUUCAUUCUCAAAAUCAAUUGAACCACAAGGAAAUAUUCGUUCAGCAAAACCGAAACGAUCUGUUGAAUGGAAUGAAGAAAACAUUCAACAAAGUGAAGGGCCACAUCAUCGAGAUAUUGGUAAUUAUGAUAAUCAACAUCGUUCACAACGACAACGUUCACCAGAUAGAGGAAAUGAUUAUAUGUCUUCACCAUUAGGAACAUCAUCACCGAAUUUAUAUCAACAAAAUUAUGGUCUUAACCGAAGUGUUACAAUACCUGAAUCUGAACAUCAUUCACGUCGUUCAAAUAGUUAUAAUGUAUCAAGUAAACAUAUGAAUAACGAUGAUGAUAUGCAACAUGAUGAUCGUCGUCAUCGUCGAGCAAGCAUUGAAACAGCUAGUCCAAAACGUCCUUAUGCUCCAUCAUCUAUUACUGAUAUUCACGUCAGUGAUGUAGUUAAAUUUUCUCGACCAGGUGGUAAAAUUAGUAAAGGUACUGUUAAAUAUAUUGGCCCUAUACCAGACAAAAGUGAUCACUACCUUGGGUUAGAAUUAGAAGAUGAAGAAAGUAAACAUGAUGGUGUUUAUCAAGGACAACGUUUAUUCCAAUGUAAACCAAACAAAGGUGUAUUUGUUGGUUUUAGCAAAGUGAUAAUGGCAUGGAGUGGAAAAUAA